AUACGGUAUCGCAGUGCUGGCCGUGUUGCGCCCCCCAAAAAAGGUUUAUUAGGUAGAAAUGGUGUGGACUUCACAGAGCUCUGAGUCACGAGACAAGAGGACCGCAUUCAAAUUGCAAUGGGACCAUGGCCGCAGCAAAGGCGGCUCAUUCGCCUUUGAGAUCGCAGCUGGGGUCAGCAUUCUGCCCCCGCUUAACGAAGAGGGAAGCCCCCUGUUUGGAAGCAAAAUCUUGCCACACAGUAAGCUGCUUUCGCUCCGUAGAAUCGGUACUCCUGUCAUCAUCCAUACGCCGCAGGCAGCUGUCUUAUGCUGGCUAUGCAUGCUCAAAUGCUUCUGAGCCGUGUUUAGGAGACCUAGGGCUGCGUACCUGUAGCCAAUUGUUCUCUUCAAAGGGUCUUACCGGAGGAAAUUGGCAAUUCACGCAAGGGGGCCGGAGACCGCCACUGGCCCGAAGCAUGGGGGCUGGGGGCGACACUCCGCAAGAUGGUAAGGUUAUUGUUGUGACGGGGGUGAGCAAGGGCCUGGGCCAAUCGUUGGCGGUGGAACUUGCGUCUCGGGGACACACUGUCGUAGGUUGUGCACGAUCGGAAGCAGCUGUGAAAGAACUUGCGGACAGGCUAGGUGAUCGACACUCGUUUUCAGCGGUGGAUGUGGCGGCCGACAAGGAGGUGAAGAGCUGGGCCGACGCCACUGUCGAAAGGUUCGGAGUUCCAGACAUCCUUGUAAAUAACGCUGGGCUCAUCAACAAGAACGCACCGCUGUGGGAGGUACCCGUUGAGGAGUUUGAUGCGGUCAUUGACGUCAACAUAAAAGGGACGGCCAACGUUAUCAGGCACUUUGUUCCUCACAUGGUCGCGAAGCAGAAGGGCGUCAUUGUAAACAUGUCGUCGGGGUGGGGCCGGAGCGCAGCGCCAGACGUUGCUCCGUACUGCACCACCAAGUGGGGCGUCGAGGGCAUGUCCCGCUCCUUGGCCCGGGAGCUGCCACGUGGCUGCAUAGCAGUGGCUCUGAACCCGGGGGUCAUCAACACGGACAUGCUGCAGUCCUGCUUCGGAUCGUCCGCGUCCAUGUACCAGACACCGGACACGUGGUCACGGGACGCCGCAGACCUGAUUCUGAGCAUCAAUGUCAAUGACAAUGGCUCAUCUAUGACUGUGACGUAGUGGACAGUGGCUAUCGGGUAGCCCUCCUGAUCCGCUUCAAUCGGAUUUCAAGGGUGCGUCUGGAUUUAGGUCCAGUUCUUGCCUGGCAAGGCGGAGAGCAUGUACGAAUGCUGCCUUUCUUUCAACCGUAACAACCGCGCUGAUGGCGUCUCGGAACAAUUCGAAUUGGGAAUGUAUUUUCAGCAUCUCCUCGGCAUGCCUAAGUAGCUUUUGGCUUCCGGCCCA
Messenger RNA from Klebsormidium nitens, 1388 nucleotides. The record is from the annotation of a GenBank genome assembly. NCBI's taxonomy places the organism in Eukaryota, Viridiplantae, Streptophyta, Klebsormidiophyceae, Klebsormidiales, Klebsormidiaceae.